Molecule: messenger RNA, 2964 nt
Organism: Pristis pectinata (smalltooth sawfish)
Lineage: Eukaryota; Metazoa; Chordata; Chondrichthyes; Rhinopristiformes; Pristidae
Gene: cap2
Product: cyclase associated actin cytoskeleton regulatory protein 2
Exons: 13
Coding region: 312-1715 (467 amino acids)
Biological process (GO): regulation of adenylate cyclase activity; cell morphogenesis; cytoskeleton organization
Cellular component (GO): cytoplasm
Molecular function (GO): adenylate cyclase binding; actin binding
Source: RefSeq, a predicted model, not a curated record
UGCAACCAAGCAACGCAGCCAACACCUUUCCGAGCCUCGCUCGCCCCUUCGGCCCUUAUUUGGAGACCGCGCGCGCUCCGGGCCCCAGUGCUCCCCCGCCAGAGCCGGGGACCGGUGCUCGUGCCUUUAUUUGGAAUGGAGCGGAAGAGCGCGCGCGUUCCCCUUGGAUUGUUUCGUCAGACGCAUCAAUCACAGAGCCCGGAGCGCGAGCAGGGCUGCGGCUGUGUGAGAGACGCGAGCUUGGACGAAAGGCGGCGGGACCUGUACCAUCUGUAGAUACAAACUGCUCCGCAUACGGCAGAAUAUCCAUAAUGUCAGAGUUGGAAGACUUGGUGGAACGUUUGGAGAAGUCUGUCGAAAGACUGGAAUUAGCAUCUUUAAAAGUACCAGGUGUUCUGACCCCGGGAUCUGAUGCAGUGAAUGGAGACAAUGGAAAUGUGGCACCAUAUGUGGAAGCUUUCGAUGUAAUGCUGAUGGGGGCUGUUGCAGACUAUAUGAAGCACAGCAAGAUCCUUGGGGAAGAUGUGGAGCAGCAUGCAAAGAUGUUUAAGGCAGCUUUUGAUACCCAGAGAAAUUUCCUGUUGAUGGCCUGUAAGCACCAGCAGCCCCUGGAGAAUGAGAUGAGUGUGCUCCUCAAGCCCAUGUCUGACAAAAUGCAGGAGAUUCAGGACUUCCGGGAGAAGAACCGUGGUAGCAGGAUGUUCAACCACCUGUCAGCUGUUAGUGAAAGCAUCGCAGCACUGGGGUGGGUUGCAGUGACCCCUAAGCCAGGUCCUUUUGUUAAGGAGAUGAAUGAUGCUGCCACCUUCUAUACUAACAGAGUAUUAAAGGAGUUUAAGGACAUUGACAAGAGACAUGUAGAAUGGGUCAAAUCCUUUCUCGGUAUCUGGACAGAACUUCAGGCUUACAUCAAGGAGUACCACACCACUGGGCUCUCGUGGAAUAAGGCUGGCCUCUCAACAUCUGCACCAUCUUCUGGUGCUUGUCCCCUGGCUCCACCUCCUCCUCCUCCUGGACCCCCUCCUAUCCUGCCAUCAGAAACACCAAAGGAUGAGGCGCGUUCCCAACUGUUUGCUCAACUUAACCAAGGGGAAGGCAUUACUAAAGGUCUUCGCCAUGUUGCUGAUGACCAGAAGACUCACAAGAAUCCGAAUCUUCGUUCGCAGAGUGGGCCUGUCAAUUCACCAUCAAAGACUUGCUUGGCUAGUCCUACAUCUCCCAUGUCUCCUCUGCAACAGCCAAGAACACCUGUACUGGAGUUAGAAGGAAAGAAGUGGAGAGUGGAAUAUCAAGAGAAUGAAAAAAGCCUAGUCAUUUCUGAGGCAGAACUGAAACAUGUUGCCUACGUCUACAAGUGUAAUAACUCCGUGCUGAAAAUUCAAGGCAAAAUCAAUUCCAUUACAAUUGAUUCCUGUAAAAAGCUUGGCCUUGUGUUUGAAAACGUGGUGGGAAUAGUUGAAAUCAUCAAUUCACGGAAUGUGGAAAUUCAGGUGAUGGGCAAAGUACCAACUAUAUCUAUCAAUAAAACAGAAGGCUGCCACAUAUACCUCAGUGAAGAGUCAUUAGGAUGCGAGAUUAUCAGUGCCAAGUCUUCUGAAAUGAACAUCCUAAUUCCUCAAGGCGAAGAUUAUAAAGAAUAUCCGGUUCCUGAACAGUUUAAGACCACAUGGGAUGGGACAAAGCUGUGUACUGAAGCAGCAGAAAAUGUUGGCUAACUGUUCAUUCUAUGAGCUGUUCCACAAUUCACAUGUGGUAUUCUAGAGUUACAAAUCACCAUAAUGCAAUUUUACACUUUGUGCAACCAUAGCAUACAAUACUACAGUAGUCAGACACCUUGCAGUAACUGCUUUACAAGUAGGGGUGCAAUGAUUGGCAGUCUUACUGACUCUGUAUGUCUUUAGUAACACAAGAGUUACAACACAUGUACAUAUGAGUGUAAUUGCCACCUUUGUACUUAUUGUGCUUAGUUUGACAACAUUUCACCUAGUUCUUUCAUCAGUUUAAAUAACAGUAUUUCAGUUCAUUUGAGAAUUAGUCAUUGCAACCCUUUGUUAUGGUGAGUUAUAUAAUUGUGCAUCUCAUUUUCUGCUGUUCUUUUUAAACAGGGAAAAAAGCCAGACUUGUCCUUUUUUUUUAAACAAAAUGUCUCAAUUGAAGUUUAGUCCAAAGUCAGCAGGAACUCCUGCAGGAAUAGUUUCAGGUAAAGUUCCAUACAUCUCCCUUUGUACUUAAGUAAAAUUGUGCCAUCACUACAUGACAGUCUGCUUUAUUUUCUUGGUCGAACUACAUGUUAUUUUGGAGAGUAACUGAACAUCAGAUUAUGGUUUUUAAAUCAACCUUUUUGUUUUACACAAUAUGUUUGGUUUUCUCAGUUUUGAUUCAUCUAUUAACAUUAGAUUUUUGCCCAACAAUAUCAAACCUCAAUUCUUAUCAGGGAGAAGGAUUCUUCAUUUACAUAAUGAAGCUAACAUCUGCCUUUACGUAAGGUGUCAGUAUAAAGUGAUGUAAGCAGAAGCAAGUGUAAUAGUAGCUGUUAAAUCUUUCUCUUCCCAUGCUCCAAGCUUUAUUUUGAAAUAGCCUAACCCUUUAAAUAACUCUAGAGUAUAGUUCAGAGUUUCACACUUGUGGAGAUUUGUAUUGUUCAAUGUUUUAUAUAUGCAGCAAUUGGGUCCUGGUAGUGAUAUUACAAUGUAAUGACUUGCUUAAAUCUACAUUAAGCAGGACCACAAUGUGCUCACACAUCACAGCAGCAAGAUUAAUGUAAACUUUUACUGUUCAGAGUUCCAAAGUUUGUCCUUGACAUUAUCUUAGUGUAGAAAAUGGAUACAGUCUGUUGCGAUGUAGUAUUGCGGUUGUUACUGUUAAUCACAUUGAGGGAUUAGUUACUGUAAUUUACAAUAUCACUAGAUGGUUUAAAGACUUGUCACACAAGGGGGAUGUCCUGAAAAUAAAAGUGGAAGUGUU